AGACGUUUUAUUUGCUCUGCUUUUUGAAACAGAGACACAAAUUAAGCAAUGGAGUCGUCACAGGGGAAAGGUAAGGAUAAUGGAGUCCGGUACCGGGGGGUUCGAAGGAGGCCAUGGGGGAAGUUUGCGGCGGAGAUUCGUGAUCCGACGAGGCAGGGGGCAAGGCUGUGGCUCGGAACAUUUGAAACGGCGGAGGAUGCGGCGAGGGCUUAUGACCGGGCAGCUUUCGCUUUCCGGGGAAAUUUAGCAAUCCUCAAUUUCCCCAACGAAUACCAACACCAAAGUACAAGCUCUUCCUCUGCUUCUACUACUGCUCCGUUCAAUGUUGUUGGUGGGAGUUCCAGUGGAGGAGGAGGAACAGCACAAGGGGAGCUCAUUGAGUUUGAAUGCAUGGAUAGCAAGUUAUUAGAGGAACUUCUUGGAUCACAUGAAUAAAUCUCAACUUAUCUGAA
Tripterygium wilfordii is the source of this 452-nucleotide messenger RNA. RefSeq names its product ethylene-responsive transcription factor ERF098-like. Bases 49 to 435 code for a protein of 128 amino acids. Gene Ontology annotation, molecular function: DNA binding; DNA-binding transcription factor activity. The transcript has a single exon. The record is from RefSeq and is a predicted model, not a curated record. Lineage: Eukaryota; Viridiplantae; Streptophyta; Magnoliopsida; Celastrales; Celastraceae. Gene Ontology annotation, biological process: regulation of DNA-templated transcription; ethylene-activated signaling pathway.